AGGGCGCACCCCCCCCGACUGGCCCGGCCCGCGGGGCCUUCGGCCGCCGCUCCCCGCCGCUGCACGCACCCUCCGCGGCCGGCCAGCCGCCGCGGGCAAUGGCGGCCGCCGAGAAGGCGGCGGGCCCCAACCCCAUGGACGCGCUGAAGCAGCGUACCGCGGCGGCGGCGGCGAUCAAGGAGAAGGAGGUGCAGGAGAAGCUGGAGAGGGUCAAGAAGGGCAUGGAGGAUGCCAAGAAGAGGCGGCGCGCGGAGGAGAAGGCGGCGAAGGAGGCGGCGGCGGCGGCCCAGCUUGCCAAGAAGGGCAAGACGGCGCCGGUGGAGGCGCCGUCGCUGGACGACCUCUACGGGGGCCUGCCACCCCCGGACCCGCUCAAGGAUAGUGACUUCGUGGCGAGGCAAAAGGAGAAGGACAACUGGCGGGCGCACCGCUUCCCGCCCCUGCCGCCAGAGGAGCCAACGAAGGUGAUAUUCCUGGACGUCGACGGCGUGUUGAGGCCCCUGACGGCGGGCGGCUUCCGGUCCAUGAUGGUGGACGGCGAGUGGGCCCUGCGCGCGGAGACCGCGGACUUCAUCUCCAGCUCCCUGCUGGCGCUGCGGCACAUAGUGGAAGAGACGGGCUCCCUUAUCGUGUUGUCCUCGGAGUGGCGGCGUGACCUACCCAUGCGGCAGGGGGUCGACAACGCCCUCGCCGAGUACGAGAUGCGACCCUGCGUGUCGUGGACGCCCACGGACCUGGCGAGAGACAUGGGGACCGAGAACCCCUUCAAGGCCUUCACCGAGCGCCGGGCCAGGGAGGUUAGCCAGUGGAUUUCGAACAACCCGCAGGUUAAGCAGUGGGUCGUGAUAGACGACAUCAACAUGGCCGACGCCGACGAGGGUCGGAAGGCGGGCACCCUGCUGAUGGCGCCCAGGAUAGUGCAAACGCACCGCAAGAUCGGGCUCACCAUGGAGCAGGCGAAGGCCGCGGUGCGGAUCCUACGGGGCGAGAAGCUGCCGCCGCAGAUCCUGCCCGUCCAGCCGCACAUCGAGCUCACCGGCUGAGCGCCGCCCGCUUCGAGGCCCCGCCGCGCCCCGCCCGGCGCGCUUCCGCCUCCCUCUCCCUCUUGCCACUGGACCGGGUUAAACCACGAUGGGGAUUUGCAGCGUCUAGAAAAGGAGCGCUCGCGCGUCGCCGAGGCGGAGUGAGACGGAGAGA
Messenger RNA from Prorocentrum cordatum, 1197 nucleotides. The record is from the annotation of a GenBank genome assembly. Lineage: Eukaryota; Dinophyceae; Prorocentrales; Prorocentraceae.